ACAUAUUUAGAAACGUCUAUAUUUGACCAAAUGACUCGUUUUAUAAAUACAAAGUAAACCAACACACAAAACUUGAAGGGUUUACUUGACCAAAAUCUAAAACUACGGGGCUCCUUGGGCCUUUUAGCCAAUUCCCCUUCAAUCGAGACUCCACUCUCCAGCCAAUCGGGGUGGUAAACUGUUUUUCGGUUAACGGUUAUACCGUUAACUGAACCGGUAACCAGCGGUUACCGGUAUACGGUAGCCAAUAUUCAACUAUCGGUAUACAGUUUUAUACCCGAUUAAUAACCGUCGGUUAUCCGGUAUACCGAGUAACCGAGUUUCGGCAAUCCCUUUACUUAAUACACGCCCAACUCCGCAUUUUCAGCUGUCCCUUUUCCUUUCCCCAACCCUCCCCAAGACUCCCAAAGCAUCAGCUCUCUCUCCCUCGAUCGAUCUCCUCUCCCCAACCCUCUCCAAAACCCCAAGCAUCAUCUCUCUGGAUCGAUCGAUCUACUCUUCCCAAUCCCUCCACCCAAGACCCCAACCGUUGUCUCUCUGGAUCGAUCGAUCUCCUCUCCCCAACCGUCAUCUCUAUCUCGAUUUCCCUCUCCCCAACCUCCUCUCUUUCUCGGUCUUCUCUCCCCAACCCUCCUCUUUUCCGAUCUCCACCCAGAAAAUCUUGUUUGCAAGUGGUGCAUGCGAACGGAGAGAAAGAACCCACUGCAAAUAAACCUCCUGAUCCGCCCACCGUCGUGCCGCCGCUGCCGUCACUGCGAGUGAUUCGUCAGAAUCGGACCUCAAGAUUUCACCACCGCAUCCGCAUGCACCGCCUUCUUUCUUUCCAUCUCCGUUCCUCUGUGUCGUUUCCAGCAGGGGAGAGGGAAAGAUGAGGGUAGAUGGGUGUUUAGCCAAUGUUACACCACGAAUCCCCUUUCUCGUUCCUUCUCCUCUUCGCCAUCGACGACAGGAGAGACAGUCGCCGGAAGAUUUUGUUCGAUUGCCCUCUCUUUGUGGCAGAUCUGAACUGUGAUGGGGAUGGAAACGAGGGAACAAGGCUGGUAGGGGAAGAAGUCAGAGAGGAAGGAAGAAGGAGAAGUCAAUUAUAAAAGCAAGACGGUGGUCGUUGAUUAUGGAGUGGACGAUGGGAAAGUGGGAGGUUUUCCUGGAAGUGGAAACUCAAAUCCAGAAAGAGAAAGAAGGAAGAAGAAAAAAGAAUUAAAGAAAAAAUAAAAAAAUAGGAGUAAGUGGUGGGGGUGCGGUUUCUCGAUAUAACCGGUUGGUAACCGUUUAUCCGGUUAUCCGGUUAACCGGAUACCAACCGGUAUCGAUAGUCGAAUUUCGUAUUGCCUCUGCCGGUAUACCGAUAACCGGUUAUUCAGUAACCGGUUUAACCGAUACCGACCGAUUAUCAGCCCUACCAGCCAACACUGAAGUUUCAAUUGAUAAGAGUAGAAUAAAAGUUAGGGUAAAUAUAAUUUAAUAGUAAAACCUUUGUGUUUUAAACAAUAUAAUAGUCAAACUUUUUCGAAAACAAUUUAAUAGCCAAACCGUCAAUUUUUUCGUCAAUUUGAUCGUGAGUUAAUUCUGACGUGGCAAAAAUUAAGUGAGCUAGAUGUAUUUUUCUAAUGUGGCAAAAAGUCAAACAUUUGACUAUGCCACAUGUAUUUUAGAUAAUUUUACAAAACAAGUUGGGCGGGUUGGGCAGGUGCGCUGCUUCCUCUCUUCCUCCGGUCUUUUUCUCCAGCAAAUGAGAUAUAUGAAUCCCAGAAAAAAGGAUGAUUCUGCAAUGUGGCGAGGCAGGGCCAUAGCGGCAUACCCUAGAAUAGUCGCCCCGAAGCAGAUGUUUCAAUCGUCUCUGUUCUAGAUACAUCGCGGGAGAGAAGAGAUGGUUUUGUUGUUGAUCUUGGAAACUUGGAAUUGGAGAGUCGGGGGGACUGGGGAGCAGGGAGGCGCAUAUGCGAUGGGGAAUUUUUCUUCUUUUUCUUUUUCAUGGUUAGGGUUGGCGAUUUGUUUUUCUUUCCCGCGAUUAUAAUUUAAUUAUUUGUAUUAUUAGCAAUAAAUAAUUUUUAAUUCAAUAAAAUGAUAAAGAAAAACAAAUAUAGGUUGACGUGUACACAUAUUUGUCAUUUCAAAAUCAACUAAUAGUUGACUGGACGAAAAGUUAACGGUUUGGCUAUUAAAUUAUUUUUUAAAAGAUUUUGUUUAAAAUGAAAGUUUUGACUAUUAAAUUGUAUUUACCGUGAAAGUUAUGGCCAAUAUGACUAUGUUGCUACUUGCUAACAACACGUUUUCUUAACACAUACUCAAAGAGUUUCAAUAAAAUGAUAAAGAAAAACAAAUAUAGGCUGACGUGUACACAUAUUUGUCAUUUCAAAAUCAACUAAUAGUUGACUGGACGAAAAGUUAACGGUUUGGCUAUUAAAUUAUUUUUUAAAAGAUUUUGUUUAAAAUGAAAGUUUUGACUAUUAAAUUGUAUUUACCGUGAAAGUUAUGGCCAAUAUGACUAUGUUGCUACUUGCUAACAACACGUUUUCUUAACACAUACUCACAGACCAUGGAAAUUCGAAAACAUGUGGCUCCUUGACAUUUCAUUUGAUAAUCAUAUGGAAGAGUGGUGGAGUGGACAGCCUGAUGGAAUUGGUGACAUGUUCGUGCUCGAACAGAAAUUGAAGCACUUGAAGGGCCUCAUCAAGGUUUGGAACAAAGAGGAGUUCGGGAUAGUGGAAAAGAGAAUUGCCGAGAUCCUCGGGAAAGUUAAAGAGAUUGACAUGAAGGAGGAAGAAAGUGCUCUCAGCGAGGAUGAUUUACUUGCUAGAAGUAACCUUAAGUGCAAUCUGGAUCAAUUGCUGAUCAUGGAGGAGAUCUCAUGGCGCCAAAAAUCUAGAGAAAUUUGGCUAAAGCGGGGCGACAAAAACACCAAUUAUUUCCACAAAAUGGCCAGCUAUAACAGGAGGAGGAACCUGGUCUCAAAUAUAAGGGUUAAUGGUGUGUUGGUUGAGGGACAAGAAGCUCUAAAAGAAGCCUUUGUUGGUCACUUCAAUUCUGUUUUCAUUGAAGACCUACCGGAGCGUCCCUUCCCAGCCCAGUACGGGAACUACAACGUUUCUGAAGAAGACUGUGAGUUGCUUACAAGACCGUUUACGGAAGAGGAAGUUUGGAACAUUGUUCGACGGUGUACGGGAGACAAGGCGCCUGGACCAGAUGGUUACUCCUUUGCCUUUUUCAAGAAACAGUGGGGGGUUAUAAAAGAAGAUGUUCUGAAGGCUUUCAACAACUUCCACUAUAAUGGGAGGAUCCCAAGGUGCAUUGCUCACUCCUUUUUCUGCCUCAUUCCUAAGAAGGAGGCGGUGGAGGAGAUUAGAGACUUUCGCCCAAUUAGCCUCCGUAGCAGCGUCAACAAACUGCUGUCGAAGACCAUAACCGAGAGACAUAGAUCAGUUGUGAUGAAGGCUGUCUCCGGUAAUCAAUUUGGAGGCCUCAAAGGUCGACAAAUCCACGAAGCUUCUUUGAUAGCUAACGAGUUAAUUGAUAGUAGGAGAAAGAGCGGCAAGCCAGGUUUGGUUUUCAAGCUUGACAUUGAAAAAGCCUUUGACAAUGUUAAUUGGAAUUGUCUGUUCAAGAUCCUGGAUAGCUUUUGCUUUCCUCAGAGGGCUAAAUUAUGGAUCAAAGGGUUGGUUACCUCUCCUGUUCUCUCGGUUCUCGUUAAUGGGGAAGCUGCCGGUUUUUUCAAAACGCAUAAAGGUCUGCGUCAAGGAGAUCCUAUGUCUCCCUUCCUCUUCCUCCUCGUUAUGGACAUCCUUUCUGCUAUGCUGGAAACGCUUAGGAGUGAGGGCUGUAUCUCCGGUUUCUUCAUGGAUGAACCCAACUCUAGAGGGGAAGUUACACAUCUCCUUUAUGUCGACGAUACUAUCAUCUUUUGCGAGGCAAACGAGGAACAUGUAUUGAACUUACUGUCAACUUUAGUAUGUUUUCAAGCGGUGACUGGACUGAGAAUCAAUGUCGAGAAAAGCAUGAUGUUCCCCGUUGGGAGUGUUCAGAACCCUGAGAUCUAUGCAUGCAUUUUUGGUUGCGGUUGGUCUUAUCUCCCAACCAUCUAUCUUGGCCUACCCCUCGGAGCUAGUCCUAAUUCUACGGCUGUCUGGAAUAGAGUUCUAUUAAGAUUUCAAACGAGGCUUGAGUGUUGGAGAAGCAAAUUCUUGUCUCUGGGUGGGCGUAUCAUCUUAUGCAAGAGCUGCCUCUCAAGUCAACCUUUGUUCCAAUUCUCUUUGCUGAGAGCGCCCAAAGCAACUAUUCAUAAGAUGGAGCAAAUGCAACGUAGCUUCAUAUGGUCAGGUGCACAGGAUAAGAGCAAAUAUCAUUUGGUUCGUUGGGAUCUUUGCAAGGCUACAAAGGAUAGAGGUGGGCUGGGUGUCUUGGACCUAGACAACAUGAAUUUGGCUCUCCUUGCCAAGUGGUUCUGGAAAUUUGCCACGGAGCCUAACUCCUGGUGGCGACAGCUUAUCGAGUUCAAGUUUCCAAACCCCCUAUCUAUUUGGAGAUCCGGAUCUGGUUCUGGUCCUUUGGGAUGUUCGAUGUGGAAACGCAUCAUGAAGGAGGAAGACUCAUUCUGGAAAUCUGCUCAUAUCAGUCCCGGGGGAGGUGCCUGGGUUUCUUUUUGGAACGAUUGCUGGUGGCCGGGAAUGAUUCUUAAAGAUGCUUAUCCCAGAGUUGCGGCCGCCUCCAUGUUCCAAGAAGCUUGGGUGUCCAAUAUCGUAUCCUUUGAGAGUGAGGGUGUGGGGUGGGAUUUGCAACUGUCUAUUUCCUUGAUGGGUGGGGCUGAGAGAGAGAGGCUUACUUUGAUGCAUUAUCUGUCACUUUUACCUCUUGAUUUGAUUACUACAGGUCCGGCUAAGCUUAUCUGGAAUUCUUGUUCAAAUGGUGGCUUUUCGGUGAAGUCCAUGUAUGACACCCUCAAUAAUGCUAGGUUCCAUGGCAUCAUCGACUUCCCAUGCAAGGUGAUUUGGCAGCCAUUUGUUCCCAUGAAGGUGAACGCUUUCCUUUGGCUUCUCAGGCAUUAACGUUAAUCGUAUGUUGUGUGACCAACCACGACGAAAGGUCUGGAACUCUACUUUGAAAUAAUAAUAAAAAAAAGACCAGUGGCAUUUGUUUCUCUCCCUCUCUAAUCAUUCUUCUCCUUCUGCCAAGAAUUCGAGUUGAAGGUCUCAUCUGCCGAUUCUUAAACAUCGUCCCAGUGUCAGCUCAACUCAUAUUCAAUGUCAAACAAACUCAAAUUUCAGAAUCAGUUAUAUUCAUAUUCAAUAUUAGGUACAAAUCAUAUUUCAUACACUGACCAUGAAUUAUGAGCAGUGCUAGAGUAUACUCCAAUCAGGGAUGGCAAUCAAAUCCGCAAUCGCAG
Linum trigynum is the source of this 5377-nucleotide messenger RNA. The record is from the annotation of a GenBank genome assembly. Lineage: Eukaryota; Viridiplantae; Streptophyta; Magnoliopsida; Malpighiales; Linaceae.